This is a messenger RNA of Funneliformis caledonium, 2895 nucleotides long. NCBI's taxonomy places the organism in Eukaryota, Fungi, Glomeromycota, Glomeromycetes, Glomerales, Glomeraceae. The record is from the annotation of a GenBank genome assembly.
AUGCUUGAAAUAGUCGGUUGGCAAGAUUUAAAGGAUUUAUUUAGAAAGGCCGGUAAUGUGCAACGUGCAAAUAUCAUGCAAAGUCGCGAUGGUCGGUCGAAAGGACAUGGUAUUGUACUCUAUGCUACAGUUGCAGACGCACAAAAAGCCAUAUUAGAAUUUGAUGGAUAUGAAUGGCAUAGUAGGAAGUUAGAAGUUAGGGAGGAUCGUAUUGCAAACGAUUACCCUCCACCUCCUCCACGUACGGAGUGUGUCAAUAAUAUUGAUCAAACUGAGUCGGAAAACGAUAAAAUCACUUCAACUAAUGGCUUAUCGGUAUCAGUGAAUUCAAAUGAUAUCAAUGGCACCUCCUCAUCAACACAAUCUACUACAUCACCCGUAGACUAUUCUUCCAUUACAAAAAUUACAAAAAAUGAAAUUCUUAACAUGAAUGGUACAAAUAUUAACGGGAUUACGAAUGGAACAACAUGUAGUGAAGAAUAUACAGCAAAUAAUUCAUCUCCAGGGAUUAUUAAUUCUUCAACCUUACAAAGGCAAUUAUUUGUUGGAAAUCUACCAUUUCGUGUGAGAUGGCAAGAUUUGAAGGAUCUAUUUAGAAAAGCGGGGACGGUCAUACGCGCAGAUGUUGCGCUGGGAUAUGAUAAUAGAUCAAAAGGUCAUGGUACUGUGCUAUUUACAACUCUUGAAGAAGCAAAAAACGCGAUCGCUAUGUUUAAUCAAAAGCCUUGGCAAGGUAGAAUCUUGGAGGUACGAGAGGAUCGAGGAUUUGUUGAUCCGAACGUUCAAAAUAACGUUAAUGGACUAGAAGGUCUUAUCUAUGGAGCCCCUCAGCAAAAUUAUGCUGGAAAAUUACUUUUUGUUGGAAAUCUACCAUUUAAUUGUCAAUGGCAAGAUCUGAAAGAUCUCUUCCGUAAUGCCGGAAAUAUUAUUAGGGCUGAUGUUUCAACUAAUUAUGACGGACGAAGUAGAGGUUUUGGCACAGUGUUGUUCGCAACACCUGAGGAUGCUAGGAAUGCUGUUGGGAUGUACAAUGGCUAUGAAUUUCAAGGAAGGAUUUUACGUGUCCAUUUUGAUAAAUUUUCAUUUCCACCUUUUCCUCCGCAUCAUCAUCAUAAUCCACCUCCGCAUCCACAUUUGACCGUACAUCCACAUCAUAGACCGCCUCCUCCUCCACUUAUUCAUCACCAUAAUUUUCAUUUGGGUCAUCCACCAAUUCCUCAUCCUCAUUUUAUUCCUCCAACUCACAUGGGACCCUUUUCACCACCUUUAACAACACCAUCAUUAACUAGUCCUACACCAUUCCCAACUUCUUAUAAUCCGUUAGCACAUUUAAAUAACCUCCCAAAUCCGAAUACUAAUGCUACUUCUUCAUUUCAACCUAUUCCACUUGUUUCUUCAGUCGGUUCUGUUCAUGGGGUUGGAGCUAAUUCACUGCAAAACUUUAAUCAAUCAUCACAAAAUAUCUCCCAAGAUCAACCAAUUGUGACGCCAACAACGCAAUUUUCCGGUUUUGGUCCAAUUGGGAAGACUCACCAAUCACCCCAGAUAUCAUCAGCACUUUCUAAUUUUAGCGCAUUAGGAGCCUUUCCAGCACCUUCUUCAAAUACGACGAAUGGAAUUGCCAAUAAUAAUGGAAUUAACGGGACAGCAGAUGUUAAUAAUAAUAAUUAUGGUACUGGCAAUAAUCCAAUACACAAUUUAACAUCAAAUUUUGGAAGCGUUGUUCAUCCAUCGUCGUCCUCUUCUAAUGUGGUCAAAGAAACUGAUAAUGGUAGUAAAAAUGGUAUUAUAGGUUCAAGUUCUACCACGACUGAAGUAACAAGUAGCUCGGUGAAUACCGAUAAUAAUUCACCAAAUUCUGUUACUACUUCAAUGAUUGUCCCGUCUCAAGGUUUAUGGGAGAAAAGUACCUCGGCAAUGUUAUCUACUACAACAGUAUCUAAUGGAUCUAACGGAAAUGUUAAUUCAGGUAAUAUAAUGAGCAUAGGGAUGACAUCAUCCUUGACUGGAAUGACGGGACUUGAUAGUCCAGUCUCUCAGAUGGUAAUACCGACUCAAUCUGUAUUUGUAAGGAACAUAGACCAUCUCUCAACCAGGAAACCCGUUUCUGAAACUCCAAGUGCUAAUUAUAGUUUACUUUAUACACUUGAAGAUUCUCUUUCUCAUAAGAAUAUUAUUUUCAUUGGUGAUGUUCAUGGAAUGAUUAAUGAACUUUCGGAGUUAAUAAAUAAAAUUGGUUAUGAUCCUUUAAAAGAUCAUCUGAUCUUUGUAGGUGAUUUGGUAGCAAAAGGACCGGAAUCUAUUCAAGUUCUCAAGUUGAUCCAUUCUUUGGGGGCUAGUUGCGUACGUGGAAAUCAUGAUGAUAAAGUUUUGAGGUGGAAGAGUUUAUUAGAUUCUUUAGAUGCUCAAGGAAUCGGAUUAGAUGAAUAUAUUCGACAGAACAAUAUGCCUAAAGACAUGUCGGUGAAAUCCGAGCACAGAUUAAUAGCAGAGCAACUCGACUCGGAACUUUAUGAAUACUUUCUUUGUUGUCCUAUUAUUCUGAAUAUUCCAGAACAUGAUUUAUAUGUAGUUCAUGCUGGUUUAUUACCAGAUACUCCAUUGUUAGGACAAAAUCCUUUCGAUUUAAUGAAUAUGCGUAAUAUCAAAGAUGAUGGUAAAUCUACAAAGAACAAAAAGGAAGGUCAUGCUUGGACCAAAUAUUGGAAUGCAGCGCAAGAGAAAUCAUUAUCACCUAAAACGGUCAUUUAUGGUCAUGACGCUUCGCGAGGAUUGAAAAUAAAGCCUUACAGUUUUGGGCUUGAUUCCAGAUGCGUUUAUGGUGGCGAAUUAAGUGCAUUGAAAUGGAAUGAGAGAGAGAUCAUUAGCGUGAAAUGUAAACAAUAUGCUGAUUAA